Orbicella faveolata is the source of this 949-nucleotide messenger RNA. Its product is annotated as cytochrome P450 3A6-like. The record is from RefSeq and is a predicted model, not a curated record. Gene Ontology annotation, molecular function: iron ion binding; heme binding; steroid hydroxylase activity. Lineage: Eukaryota; Metazoa; Cnidaria; Anthozoa; Scleractinia; Merulinidae.
AUGAAUUCUGUUCUGAAAUAUUUUGAUGUUUAUAUUUUAGUCAUUUAAUAUAGAAGUGCCAGAGCCAUUUUCCAGUAUGAUGACAAGAGCAGAGAAGGAAAAGUGGAAGCGCAUCAGAAACACGCUGACUCCAGCAUUUAGUGGUCUUAAGAUGAAGCAGAUGAUGCCUUUAAUGAAUUCCUGUUGUGACACUUUGAUGCGAAAGCUUAGCAAGGUUGCAGACAAGGAACAAAGUGUUGACAUGUUUAAGUUUCAUCAAGCUCUUACAAUGGAUGUAAUAAUUUCAGCAGCAUUUGGCAUUGAGGCAAACCCUCAAGAGAAUCCUGAUGAUCCGGUUGCCAUGGCAGCUCGUAAUUCCAUGAAUAGAAGCACAUUUGAGAGGAUUUUGCUGAAUGUCCUUUCAGUUAUGCCAUUUGGAACUAAAAUAAUUUCAAUGUUCCCAAACUUUUUGAUGGCAAAUAGUAUGCCAUUACUUAAGAUUGCUGAAGAAAUGGUGAACAUAAAGAGAGCAGGAAAGGCAAAUUUGUCUAGAAAGGACAUGUUGGAUGUAAUGCUGGCAGCCUCAGAUGACCCAAAUGUCCCAGAGUCAAAGAAGCUGACAGACAUGGAAGUCAUUGCUCAAAGUUUUGUGUUCCUUAUUGCUGGCUAUGAAACUAGCAGUAACACACUUGGUCUGACGUCCUACCACAUAGCUACACACCCGGAUGUUCAAGAUAAACUGCAGCAGGAAAUUGACAGUGUGUGGACUGAUGGGGAACAGCUGCCGACUUAUGAAACAGUGAAUGAGCUGCCAUACCUUGACAUGGUGAUAUCCGAGACACUCCGAAUAUAUCCACCAGGUACUGAUGUAUUGCUUUUUAAAACAAUACGUCAAUCCUUAUCAUAUUAUAAUGGCUACCUUAUUAAUACAGAUUUAUACUAGUACUGAAGGAAGGGAGGCGCGGUGGCC